Messenger RNA from Wasmannia auropunctata (little fire ant), 2147 nucleotides. RefSeq names its product arrestin domain-containing protein 2-like. Gene Ontology annotation, cellular component: cytoplasm. Gene Ontology annotation, biological process: protein transport. NCBI's taxonomy places the organism in Eukaryota, Metazoa, Arthropoda, Insecta, Hymenoptera, Formicidae. The transcript is spliced from 8 exons. The record is from RefSeq and is a predicted model, not a curated record. The coding region runs from base 204 to 1493 and encodes 429 amino acids.
CGUCGGUCUAGCGACAACAGCGGCAACAUGUUCAGUCAGAACACGCGGUAACGACGUCGCGAGAGGAGUCACGGCCAAGCGUCCCAUCGGAUCGGUUACAGUGCCGUUUGCCUCCAGUCGUAUUCCCCACUUCGGAUCGCGCGUCGACCGUCCAAGGUCGAUUCUACUCGGUAAUACAGCGAGAUAUCUCGGCAGACUCGCCAAUGCCGUCGCUGAGGAUCUUUCGCAUCGAAUUCGACCGGUCGAGCGCUACUUACGCGCCCGGUGAGAUCGUCACCGGCGACGUCACCUUCGACCUGGCUAGGGAAAAGACAAUCCGAGCGCUGAAAUUGUCAAUUAAGGGAGAAGCUAAUGUUAACUGGGAGAGAAGAAGGACUACCAAGGAUUCCCAAGGACACAAUCGCACCCACAUUGAUCAUUUCCGAGCAAGCGAGCAGUAUUUUAACCUGACUUAUUACCUACUAGGAAAUACAGGAGGCAAUGGAGAGGUGCGGUUGUCAGCAGGGUUUCAUAGAUACUUUUUUAAUUUCUCACUGCCCAAUAAUAUACCGUGCAGCUUCGAGCACGCGAACGGUCACAUCAGGUACACGAUGAAGGCCGUUAUCGACAGACCAUGGAGAUUCGAUCACGAGUGCAAAAUUGCGUUCACCGUAGUCGCAUCUUACGAUUUAAACGCUCGUAGUCAUCUGUGUCUCGGCGUGGACGACGAAGUGGUCGAAAGUAAUUUCUGUUGUCUCUGCUGUUUCAACUUGGGUACGAUGAAAGCACGUAUCAGAAUACCGACGAGGGGCUUUGUGCCGGGACAAUCGAUAGAGACUACGGUCAACCUCGAUAACACCAGCAGAGUCAAUGUGACGAAGAUCUGUGCCAAAUUGGAACGGACUUUGGAUUUCCAUGCGAGAUCACCGUACUCUGUCACCAAGACGGAUAAGGCGCUCGUAAAAGCCGAGCAAACUCAGAGACCACUCAUCCAACAAGGCGGUAUAGUAUUAUUACAAUUACGGGUUCCACCAAUACCGCCAUCCCAAUUGGAAAACUGCAGUAUAAUAGACCAGAAAUAUACUCUACGCGUUACAAUUCAUGUCGCUGGAAUGCAUUGCAGCAAAACUAAGACUUAUCCGAUCUUGAUCGGAACAAUUCCAUUACGCUCUACUAUUCCAUCUGCAUCUUAUAUGCCAGAACCUACAGCUGCUAUUAUGCAGCAGCCUACAGCUCCUGUAAUACCUGACGAUUAUGAUCCACCGCCGCCCAUGCCGACGUCCCCAGAUUACGAACCACCAAAUACGCCUUAUCCUCAAGCGAUAGGUUUUGGCUCUCCAGGCACGUCGACUAACCCAUGGGAUAUACCACCGCCGUCAUAUGAAGAAUGUAUGCAAAGAGCGGAUAGUAUCAAAGAUGAUGACGAGUCAAAUUACGUACACGGUGCCAACGAACCCUUUGCACCAAGAUACCCGGUCUUUAAUUUCCCAACGUCUGCACCAUUGAGACGUUAGAAUGUUUUAAGAAAGAUGGAGGAACAGAAUCCGCAAGAAGGAAUACACAAGGAGCAAUAAAAAUAGUUAUGCCAAAAAAAUGGCAUAUUUACACAAUUUAUUUUAUAUCUCAACAUCAUAUCAUAAUCAUCAUCGAGUCGUAUAAUAGCAAAAGUAACGUUAAUAAGGAGUUCUCAAAGAGGUUUCGAAUUUCAGCUAGAACGGCAGGGAGGAACGAAAUGGAAAAAGGAAAGACGAGUAGGGAGAGAGGGAAGAGAGAUUCAUCCCGAUAACUUGUGCAAGCGGUUUGAAAUCGUGAAUUUGGAGUCGUGAAUGUGAAGAGUGCAAUAUAUGGAAGUCGGAGAUGGAGCGAGAAGCGUAACGGAAAGUGGGGCUACGUAACGUGAAUUUAGCGCGAACGGUCACUUCUAUAUGAGAUUUUCUAUUCUACAAUAAUUGUAUUCCAAAUUUACAGCAUAGCAAAUGUACAUGAUACUAUUAUUCACAUUCAGCCACCAAAUGCCCGGUAAACAACAUAUCAUUGUAGGAACUGAACCCAUCCAUUUCGACGCUUUUAACACUGCCUUAAAUACUGAGAUUAAACGUCGGGGGUAUUACGCGAUAUUGCUAUCGGAUAACUGCGAAAGAUGAAACCUUGAGAUGGUGGAUAUGCAA